AUGGUCGAUGCAGAAACCUUGACGGAUCAAUUCGCCAAGAUAACGAUAGGCAAUGCUGCAGUUCGGUAUGCCUCCGGAGACCUUCGUCGAUACGGUGCCGACACAUUGUCUAAAGUCGAGCACCAUCGUAUACUCCGUGCCUUCCUUCGGCUACAGCUAUACAUCGAGAUUCGGAAACUGUAUGGAGUGAGGAGAAGCUCCAAACGAAAGCUUCGAGGCCUGUUCUCUUUAUGGACGACCUGGGAAUUCGACGAGGUCAGGAGCCUUGUCGAAUGGAUCAAGAUCGAACGUCCAAGUCUACCGAAGCAUUACGCCAAAAGGAUUCGCAAGCUGUUUGCCUUGGUCGAUGCCCACUUCUACAACGACAUGGCUCUGUAUGUCAAAGCUCGGCCAGACCCUAUGCGCGACCGGCACCGGCGUUCUAAGUUCGCCAAGAAGUCGAAGAGAUGGAACGACACACCUACGACACUUGAUGAGGGUAGAGCCGACGCGCGUAAUGAAGACCGGAGACCUCUGGGAUAUACAUCCGGAUGUUAUGCUGAGUACACUCAACGCGUAUACCGAGAACACUUCCUCGCCGGAGGUUACCCAUUCUGGUCUCGCUUCACUACCUCAGGGUAUGAGUGGUGGCAUGAACGCAAUAUAGCCUCCAAUUUGUAG
This is a messenger RNA of Alternaria postmessia, 660 nucleotides long. RefSeq lists its product as uncharacterized. NCBI's taxonomy places the organism in Eukaryota, Fungi, Ascomycota, Dothideomycetes, Pleosporales, Pleosporaceae. The coding region runs from base 1 to 660 and encodes 219 amino acids. The transcript has a single exon. The record is from RefSeq and is a predicted model, not a curated record.